Messenger RNA from Anguilla anguilla (European eel), 2020 nucleotides. RefSeq names its product es1 protein (gene es1). The transcript has 7 exons. The coding region runs from base 1065 to 1874 and encodes 269 amino acids. The record is from RefSeq and is a predicted model, not a curated record. Lineage: Eukaryota; Metazoa; Chordata; Actinopteri; Anguilliformes; Anguillidae. Gene Ontology annotation, cellular component: mitochondrion.
GUACCCCAAAGUACAAUGUUCCAAAUUUUUAAUGCAAUGGUCUAAAAAGUGGCAAUAACAUUGUGCAAUAAUUUGUAUGUGUCAUAUGACUUUCGGACAAUAUUCUGUAUAGCUAAAGUAAUAUCAUCAUUGCCAGUAUUAAGACCAUUACAGCAAAUGAAAUAUUCCAUGUCACUGCAAUGGUUAUUUGUUUAGUAGAUGCCCUUACUGAAUGGCUCAUCCACAUGGCUUGCACUAUGCACAUUAGUUAUAUAGUUGGACAUGUAUGGAAAAAUGUGGAUAAGAAGCCUCAAUCGUGCAACAGCAGUGUCCGACCAUGGAGUCUCAUCUGCCACCUUUCUAUACAUUUUUCUACAUUUAGCUGCCUCACCAUCAGUUUGGAAUGUAGUCAUUUAAUAUUAAGUUAAUCCUCAAGUGAUUGAGGAUGUAGACAUUCAAGCAGACAUACAGUAUUGCAUGGACUUUGGUGAUUUAACUUGUUGUGGAAUCCAGGAAUCAUGCUCUCUGAGCCAGCAGACAAUAUCUUAUUACUGCACUAUAAGAGUCUUAUGAAGUAAUUGGCUUUAAAGGACAAAUUACUCAACCUAGCCACAUGCAAUUAAGAGCUGCUCAUUCCCAACAUAUAAAUAAAAAUACUUUCAUUUGCUGUGUUCAUAACAUUUUCAUCAUCUCUUUUAAAAUUUGUUCAUAAAGUUUGUGAUCUAAGCUUGAAGGAAUAAUGGUGAAAAUGGGAAAACUAGUCUCGCAGUAAAAAAAGUUUCAAUAAGAGAAUUGGACCGAAGUUGGGAAGGAGAGCUUAGAUGUAGCUAAAUGACUUAAUUGGAUAAAGGAGUGUGAUAUAAUUAGAGAAGUGAUCGUAUCAAGAAAAGGUACCUUCCGGCCAAGGCAUUCAGAAUCCUCUGUUCUCAGGAACUCAGCUUACAAGGUGACGUCAGGCGACGAACAUCAACGUAUAUAUAUCACUGCACAAGUUCUGAAAAACAUCUACUGGUAAGCCAGACGAAACAGACAAGUUUUGAUGACCAUUUUUGAUCCAAUAUACAUGUGCAUUGGGGAAACUUGACAUGUUGGCAUCAAGAGCUUUGCUAGCGAAGCGGGUGGCGUCUGUCCUGAUCCACCAGCCUGCCUGCCUGGCACACCAUGGUGGGGACUGGGGCAACUGGGGUAAUACCAACAUCGCAGUGGUGCUCUCAGGGUGUGGUUGGUGGGAUGGCACUGACAUCCAUGAGGCUGCAUUCACGAUGUAUCACUUGAGCCGCAAUGGCGCACAGUUUCAGAUUUUCGCCCCAAACCAACAACAAAUGCAGGUGAUGGAUCACAUGAAGCAGCAGCCUGCUGGGGAGAACAGAAACAUGAUGGUGGAGGCUGCUCGUUUCAGCCACGGCCAGGGAAGGAUGCAAAUGCAAGACCUGUCCAGGCUGGACGUCAACAGCUUUGAUGCCGUCAUCUUUCCUGGGGGACAUGGAGUGACCAAAAACCUGUCCACCUUCAACAAGGAUGGUAAGGACUGCAAGCUGAACAAUGAUGUGGAGAGAAUCCUGAAGGAGUUCCACCGAUCCCACAAGCCCAUUGGCCUGGCUAGCAUGGCCCCCUUGCUGGCUUGCCGUGUUCUGCCCAGCCUGGAGGUUACCAUGGGCUACGAGCGGGACGAGAACAGCCGUUGGGGCCGCUGGCCAAACACCAACAUGGUGCAGGCCGUCAAGAGCAUGGGUGCCCGCCACAACGUCCGUGAGCCUUACGAAGCUUAUGUGGAUGAGAAGAACAAGGUCAUCAGCACCCCCACUUUCAUGUGGGAGACAGACUACCACUACCACUACAUCUUCGAUGGCAUUGGCAACAUGGUCAAGCAUGUCAUGCGUAUGGUUGCCAAGUGAACCCAUGCACCAGAGGUCAGGCUGUGAAGCAUGGUCAUUUUGAGGGGAGAGGAGCUCUUACAUUAGUUUCCUUUUGAAUGUCUAAAAGGGGAAACCUAAUGCUUAACCUGAAUAAACAGGCAGAUCCAAAUAAACUUAAGAAAGCA